CUUAAAAAUAAAUACGAUUUUUUAUAAAUUAAAAUUUUUUUGUUUUUCCGGUUUUUGCUGUUGAUAGGUAUAGUGUGUGAUUUAUAAUUUAAUUAUAACUAUUUCUUAAGAAAAUAUUUACAAUGAAUAAAUUAAUAAUUCCUUCACCUCCAAAUUGGUAUGAAGUUGAUAUUAUGGCAUGCUCUCCGGACAAUACCUUAAUAUAUGGUUCUCGGCAAGAUAUUAUAGUUAUUAAACCAACUUCAGUAGAUUUACCUGAUCAAGUAGAAAUAAUAGCCAAGGCGCAUUCUUCCAGGAUUAUUUCUGUAAACAUAAAUAGAAACUGGGGUAAUCCUCAUAAGUAUGCAGUUACAGUGUCUGAAGAUAAAGUUGUGAAAUUAUGGGAUAUUGAUAUGUUGGAAAGAGUUCAAUCUCAUAAUAAACAUCUAACAGAUAAUUCAAAAUCAAAAGUGAUAUGUGCUCAGUUUGCUGGAGAUGACAGAGUAAUUAGUGUAUCAGAAAAUGGAGAAAUUGUUAUUUGGAAUUUGGUUCAAAAUGAAACAAAAAGUCUGACACUUUUAUCAGAAAUCAAAGCUACUGUAACAUGCAUGUCUGUAUGUCCACAUGCAAGUUGGUUAGCUGCUUUUGGGUUAAAAACUGGACUAAUUGUUAUUCUAGACUUAAGAAAAAAUGGACAAAUUUUGUUCAAAUUAAGGGGACAUGAAAAGAGUAUUGUUUCUUUAUCAUGGUGUCCAGUUCCAGUUAACGUAUUUCCAUUAAAACCUCAUAAUAAAGUAGUAGAAAAAGUGAGUGAGAACUUAGAAGAAGAGGAAAAAGUUGUUGGGGAAAAAGAUUACAGAAGAAAACAAGAAAAUCCAAAGAAGAGAGAAGAUACUGAAAAAAGUACAGUAUUGGUGGGCAGUGAAGAAAUAUUACAAGGUGAUUCACAGAAAUUAGAAAUUCCAAGAAUGGCACAUAGAAAAAAAGGGAGGGGGAGUUUAGUUGAUAUAUUAAUUGAAAAUGAUGUUAAAAGUCCACCAAACAAUGAGAAUGGUGAUGCAGAUAUUCCUACAAAUCAAGGAGUUACUGGAUUGGAAAUUUCAAAUUCAAAUGACCUAGAAUUAGAACAAACACUAUCAAAUAAUUCUAUAUUGUCUUCAGAACUUUCUGUUUGUGAUAAAACAGAUUCAGAUAGAAGAACAACACAUGGGGUUGAAAGUAACUCCUUACCUUCAAAUAUACAACAAUCAAGUGAUAAGGAGAGUCAAGUAAAGGAUGAUAAAGGCUCUGUAGAAGAUUCAACAGAAAAUCAAGAAGAAAUACAUGUUUUGAAUGAUGAAGAUAAAAUAGACAAUUUAAAUAGUGGUGAAGCUUCUGGACCUAAAAAUGAUAAUCAAGAUGUUGAAAGUGAAGAACAGAAGUGUGAUAAGAAGGAAAAUGAAGAUGAUUGGAGAAAUAAGGAAGAACAACCAAGGAAAGAGUAUUUAUUAGCAUCUUCUUCUAAAGAUUCAAACAUAUACAUCUGGAGGGCUGGUACUGAUGGCAGAAUGCAAACUUUCCUCUCGCUACCACACAAAUCCUUUAAAAAAGGCGGCCGCAACGAGAAAAUGUGGACUUGUUUAUGUUGGGCUGCCCCACAAAUACUGUUAUCCUCAUCCAGAAAUGCAGAGUUGAUUCGCUGGACAUUGCCUAAGCCUUUAGACCAGUCAAAAUUUAUGCAUGUGGUACACAGAGACCACUGGUCUGUAUUAUUUAGUAUAAAGACGCCUAUUACUUACUAUGAUGAAUAUAACUUUCUACAAAACAAAGACAUUAAUGUUUGGACAACAGGAAUGGAAAGACUGAUAUUAAAUACAAACCUUAAAUCACAAGAAAAUCUUAAUUGUUAUCAAACAUUUGGCGCAAAUAUAAAUUGUAUAGUUGGAUCACCAUUGGAUCCAAAUAGAUUGGCUAUGGGCUCUGGAGAAGGUACAGUGCAUAUUUGGGACAUCAGUAAAGAUCACAAGAAAAAAAUCUAUCUGUCAACAUUUUACCAAAAAAUUUUAAGUUCAGUGACUGCUUUGGCAUGGCACCCUCUCAUUGAAACUUCACUUGCUUGGGGUACUGCAGAGGGCAGGAUAGGUAUUUUCGAUAUUAAUGGGAAAUCUAAAAACAACCCCAAAGUGUUCCAGCAAUAUUUCAAAUCACAAAUUUAUAAAAUUGAAUGGGGUCCUCUUAAGGAAAGCGAUGAUAAGGGACUUUACGUUGUUAGUGAAGGAAGUAUUGGCAUUUUCGAUCCUAAAGAUACCAAUAAAGUGCCGACAUUAUUGGAGCUACCAGACAAUACAUUUGUUUAUACAAUGUCUUGGAAACCCGAUUUAAGUAUGCAUUUGGUGUCAUCUAAAGCAGGAGCCUUAAUAUGUUAUGAUGCUUCCCUAAAGAUAUCAAAUAUCAGUUAUGUUCCGAAUAGGCUUCAGUCAAUUUUAUGGCAUCCUGAUGCCAUAACAAAUGAUGUUACAGUAUCGAAAUAUUGCCAGACAUUUGUGUCAAUAGUACAGUCAACUGAAUUUAUAGUUUUUGAUUUUAGUAAAGAGGGUGAAAAUGAAGAGAAACAAAUGGCUCAUUUUAAAACCAGAGGCCAUUUUAAAAACAAAUCUCUAAUUAAUUGUAUAGCUUGGAGUCCCCAUAACGGCAGUCAGUUAGUUUUUGUAGACGAGGUGGGAGUAGCCCAGGUUUUUGAUAUCGAAUCACAAACUAUAUUGUGUACAUACAUAAAUCCAACUUUGGAUGCGUUAUAUUCAGUUUACUGGAGCCCACUUGAUGCUGACUAUAUAAUAACAGCCAGUAUCAGACACAAAAUAACAAUUUGGAAAGUGUCGGAAAAUAUGCCCUUAACAGAAAAAGAAAUCAAUGUUGUCAGGAAUAAAAUUUCAAAAGCUUUUAGCAAAGAAGUUUCUAAUCUCUUAGUUAAAAGUAAAGUAGAAGAUCCCAGUGCUAACAACAAUAAAACAAAUACUAAAAAAACGACAAAGUCCGAGAUUUUACCAACAUUUUAUACAUUCAAACCGAAAAAUGAGUCUGAAGAUAUUAGAAAAUUAUUGAAAUGGAAAUUAGAGAAUAUUUCUAAGGAACCAACAACACAAAAUUCAGAAAGUCUGGAUAUAUUGGAUAUUUUUGGAGAGCAGAGCGAUUUAGAAAAAGUUUUGACUUUAAAUAUAAACGCAUUUAAAAAUAGAGGAAAAUAUCAAAACAGUAAUAUCUUAUUACUAUUCAAAGGUGAUGUUAGUGAAGAAGUAAAAUCUGCAAUAAUCCAGAAAAGAGUAAAUCCGUGGAUUAUAUCUAUAUCUCCUAUGAUAUCUAUAACCUUAUGGCAGAUGGCUUGUGAAACUUAUGCUGAGCAGCUCCAAGAGGAUGAAAAUUCUGACCCCAUGGAAAUAGUCACAUACUUACUUGCUUGUCAUAAAGUAGAAAAAGCCGUACACAUUCUCAGCAACAAAAUGAUGUUCAAAGAAGCAUUUGUCCUAGCUAAAACGCGCCUCGGUGUAGAUAGUCCUUUACUUACUGAAGUACUGGAAAAAUGGGGCAAAGACUUGAAUUAUCAUGGGGCAUUUGCGCGGGCAGCACAAUGCUACGUAGUUAUCGGCAAAUACCAAGAAGCAGCAUCAGCGUUGUUUAGGCUUAAAACAUCGAACCUUGAGUUGUUAAAGUUGGGCGUCGAGCUUGCUCAGUUGUCUGGAAACGAAGAAUUGCUUAAGGCUCUGCAAUUCAAGUUCAAUGCAUUUAAGUCAGAAGAAACUGUAGAAGAUAACACUGGAGUUGACGAAAACGAAAAUGUGAAAAAACAGGUAGGUAUUGUUGAGAACAGUAAUAUAAAUGGAGGAAAUGAAGUUACACAAGAAAAAGAAAAUGUAAUCAGGGAAUCUACAGGUGACAGUCCAAUAGAAUGCAGUUUAAACAAACUAAAUGCCCAAGAAAGCACAGAAAUUGUUGAGGGUGAUUUAAAAAAUGGAGAUAUAAAAGGAAAAGAAUGUUCUGUGGAUAAGGAAUCUGUAGAUAAUGGGAACUUAAUAGAACCCUGUACCCAAACUGUAGAGUUUGAGCGUUCGAUAGAGUGUAGCUUAAAUGAACAGUGCAGUUUAUCAAAAACAGACGCUAUUGAGGUCAGUAUUAAAAACGGAGUUGAUGUGACUGUUAAAGAAAAUGACAUUUCUGUCAAGGAGUCGGUAGAGUAGGCAGAACAAAACAGUGAUAAAAACCAAGAUAUUAUCUAAGUUUCUAAAUCUAAAAUUUAAAGUUCAGCAUAAUAAGAUGCUUAUGAUUGAGAAGUUUUAUUUUUUUUUAUUUUAUAGUUUUAGGUUUAUUAUUUGACUGAAUGAUUUACUUAUUUUUGAUUGAUUCCCUAUUUAAUAUAGUGUUGUUUUGUUAUUUUGAAGCUGAUCUGUUAAUUAAAAUAUAAGAAUGUAAUCUUUACGUUUAUACUAUUUCGAUGGUUGAAAUAAAUGUUUUUGGUAAUGACAUUUCUGUCAAGGAAUCGUUACAAUAGACAGAAAAAAAUGCCAUAAAAACACAGAUGUAAUAUCUGAGUUUCAAAAUCUAAAAGUUAAUAGUUCAUUAUAAGAUGCUUGUGAUUGAGAAGUUUUAUUUUUUUUAUUAUGUUAUAGGAUUAUUGGUUUGACAAUAUGACUUAUUUUUAAUGGAUUCUGUAAUUAAUAGAAUGCUAUUUUGUUACUUUCAAGCUGAUCUGUUAAAUAGAUAUAAGAGUGUAAUACUUUAAGUUUGUCCUAUUUCAAUUGUUGAAAUAAAUGUUCGUUU
Sitophilus oryzae (rice weevil) is the source of this 4770-nucleotide messenger RNA. Its product is annotated as gem-associated protein 5-like. The transcript is spliced from 19 exons. The record is from RefSeq and is a predicted model, not a curated record. Lineage: Eukaryota; Metazoa; Arthropoda; Insecta; Coleoptera; Curculionidae. Bases 123 to 4190 code for a protein of 1355 amino acids. Gene Ontology annotation, molecular function: protein binding.